Amaranthus tricolor (Joseph's coat) is the source of this 3426-nucleotide messenger RNA. RefSeq names its product putative disease resistance protein RGA1. The transcript has 2 exons. The record is from RefSeq and is a predicted model, not a curated record. Lineage: Eukaryota; Viridiplantae; Streptophyta; Magnoliopsida; Caryophyllales; Amaranthaceae. Gene Ontology annotation, biological process: defense response to other organism. Gene Ontology annotation, molecular function: ADP binding; protein binding. Bases 1 to 3426 code for a protein of 1141 amino acids.
AUGGCUGAUGCAAUUUUGUAUGGGAUUGCUGAGGAUUUCUUGAAAAAAGUGGGAUCUUAUAUGGUUGAUGAAAUUGCUUCAGCUUGGGGAUUCAAGUCUGAUCUUGACAAGCUGAAGCGUAAUGUUGACCUCAUCAAAGCUUUCCUGCUUGAUGCCGAGAAGAGGCAAACUGAUGACGACGCUGUUCGUCAUUGGCUUUUAAAUCUUACUGAAGUUGUGUAUGCUGCCGAUGACUUGUUCGAUGAGUUCAUUACUGUUGCAACUCGGAAACAUCUGAACAGUGGGAACAAAUUCAGCAAUGAGGUACACACUUUUUUUUCCCGUUAUAAUCAGAUUGCAUAUGCUCAUAGAAUUGCUCGUAAGAUUAAAGUCAUUAGGGAAGAGCUUGAAGGCAUAGUUAAACAAGGAAACGACUUGAAUUUGGUAAGCCAGUCUUAUGUGGAAGGGAGAGUGAUCACUAAGAGGAGAGAUCAGAGUUAUUCAUUUGUUGAGGCUGAUCAAGUUAUUGGUAGAGAUGCUGAUAAGAAAGCCAUUUUAGAGUUAUUGCUUGCAUCAUCGUCUUCUGGUAACGAUGAGCAUGAGCAUGAGCAGAGUGUGCUCCCUACGUGUUUGAUGUCAAGGAAAUCAUUGAGAAUCCUCAAAUCUGUAACCAAUUCAGAAACUCCAAAGUUAGAUAUGGAUCAGUUACAGAGUAGAUUGCGAAAUGAAAUUGGUGAUAAGAAAUACUUUCUUGUUUUGGACGAUGUGUGGAAUGACAGUCGCGAGGAGUGGCUAAAGAUGAGAGCUCUUUUGAAGAUUGGCAGGAAAGGGAGUAAGAUCCUAGUAACUACCCGCUUGAGUAAGGUGGCAACAAUAAUGUGCACAUUUCCUAUUCCUCCUUAUCAUUUACAAGGUCUAUCGGAUGAGAAGUCGUGGCAAUUGUUUGAAAAGCUUGCAUUUACGCCUGGGCAAGCUCAACGGAUGCCACACCUUGUUGACAUCGGGAAGGAGAUGGUUCGAAAGUGUGCCAAUGUCCCAUUGGCCAUAAGAAUAGUAGGGAGCAUUAUUUAUGGUGAAGAUGAAAGCAAGUGGUUGUCAAUUAGAGAUAAAAAUCUUUCAAAACUAUCCGAUAAGCGAAGCGACAUUAUGGACAUUCUCAAGAUUAGCUACCAUCAUCUUGCUUCACCAUUGAAAAAUUGUUUUGCUUAUUGUGCUUUGUUUCCCAAAGACUAUAAUUUCAACAAAGAUAUGUUGAUAAAUCUUUGGAUGGCUGAGGGAUUCAUUGUUCUUGCUGCUGAUGAAAGUAUGAGUCUUGAAGAGCUUGGCGAGGAGUAUUUUCUUACUCUAUUGCAAAGAGGAUUGUUCCAAGAUGUCCAAAAGGAUAAAUGGGGAUGCAUUGAAAGUUGCAAGAUGCAUGACUUUAUCCAUGAUCUUGCUCAAUAUGUGGCCAAGCCCAAGUGCUUAGUCACAAAAGCCGACCAGAGUUUCCAUCAGAAUAGCAUUUACCACUUAUCUUUUGCUUUUCGUUUGAAUUUUCAGAGGACUAUUCCAUCCACGGUGCUGAGCUUGAGACGGCUAAGGACGUUACUAUUGCCACAACAACGAAGUGACGGAUCCACCUUUGGCAAAUGCCAACAAAUGAUAUCAAAGUUAACCUACUUGCGGGUGCUGGAUUUGCAUGCCCUUGGAUUAAAAAAUCUACCUGGUUCAAUAGGUAAAUUGAUUCACUUAAGAUAUCUCAACCUCUCCUCAAACCCCUUUAGUGUCCUCCCUGAUUCAAUCACUGAACUUCACAACUUGCAGACCUUAAAUCUAAACAAUUGUAGAAUGCUUUUUAAAUUACCAUCAAAUAUAAAAAAACUGGUCAAUUUAAGAACUCUUGAUAAUGGUCAUGUUUAUCCUGUGUUUCGUCACAUUCCUUUAGGGAUUGGCAACUUGACUUCUCUUCACUACCUACCUUUUUUCAUAAUCACUAAGCAUGCCAAUAGUGCCAGACUAAGUGAAUUAAAUAAACUCAAAAACCUGAGAGGAAAGUUGCACAUAGUUUUUGAUGAUCACUUAAAAACUACAAUGUUAGAAGCAGGAGAUGGAGGAUUUACCGACAAACAUGGUUUGAAUGAGUUGGAUAUAAGUUUUGCAAUUGGAGAAUGUGAUUUGUUUGGUGACCUUAAUAAGAUUGUGAUACCACCUGAAGCUGAUAGUGAGCACGAUGAGGUUGUGCUGGAAGGCCUAAAACCACAUCGAAAUUUAAGGAAGCUGAAAAUAUCUCAUUACCAAGGUCGAAAGCUCCCAUAUUGGGCUAUGAACAAUAGCCUAAUUGAUACCCUUUCAAAACUAGUUGAGAUUGAACUUUAUGAAUGGAACCACUGCCAACUCCCCGCUUUUAGCCAACUACCUCUUUUGAAACGACUUUCUUUAACAAGAGUGCUAUGUGUGGAAUACAUGGAGAUUCUAAACGAUGACCAUUCAUCUUCAACAAAUGACCAAUUAUUCUACCCAUCUCUUGAAAUUCUUGAGCUACAUGUUAUGAUAAGUUUAAAGGGGUGGUGGAAAGGAUUCGAUGCAUCAUCCAGUGAAUUAGGACUAGCUCAACCUGCCAUGUCAUUUCCCAAGUUAUCAACAUUAGAUGUUCAUUACUGUGAAAACCUGACAUCCUUGCCAACAUGUCCUAAUGUGGAGAAAGUGCAUCUAUCCAACGAAACCAAGAAUCUGUCAAUAUUGAAUAUUGUAACAGAAUCGUCAAGGUUGAAGUCGUUGACAAUCGAUAAUGUGGAAGAUCUUUUAUCCAUCCAUUCAGAGUGUUUGCUUGAGCUUUCUUCGCUACGUAUAAAGGAUUCUGCACUACUAUCUACUGAAAAAUUAGGAGAUCUCUUUGCAACUUUAUCUUCUUCUCUUAAAUCUUUGUCAUUUGAAAAUUGCGAAAACUUGAUAUCCAUCUCUAAAGGCUUGGAACAUCUUACUGCAUUGGAGACCUUGAGAAUUGUCUCCUGUGACCAGCUUGAUCUAUCACCAAAUGAAACACAGCUAGAAUGUGAAAAUAGAGACGAAUAUUGCAGAUUUUCUAAGGACAUGCCAUGGAAAGCCUUCAAAACUAGUCUUCAUUCAUUAAGCCUAUUUAGUCUCAAGAAACUAGUGAACCUUCCUAGUGAGCUUCAACACUUGACUAAUCUUCGUUCUUUGGAGUUACUAUUUAAUUAUGAAUUGAGGAAAUUACCAGAAUGGAUAACUUGUUUCUCUUCUCUUGAAUAUUUGGAUAUGUGUUGUUGUAAAAAAGUAACGUGUCUCCCAGAAAGCUUUAGUAAGCUUGCUGCUCUACAAGAACUCAGAAUAUCCUCAUGUCCGCAACUGAUAAAAAGAUGUGGAGGCCCAAACGGUAAAGAUUGGCCUAAGAUUAAGCAUAUCCCUCUUAUCGUCGUUGAGGAUUAUGGAUCAGUGCUAGAAGACUGA